GUGGCUGCUUCUGCAUUGUGAAAACCUUUACCUUCUCUCUUUAUUGUUUCAGUCACAGUUUCUCUGAGAUUUCCUAUGUCAGAUCAAAGACCCCUGGACCACUGCACAGCUCACGAUUUGAAGCAGAACUUCUGAAGAACUGAAGGUCUGAUGAAGGGAAUCCCUAAGAGAGCUGUUGCUGAGCGUCCCUCUUUGACACCCAAUGCCUGACUGCGCCUAAGUGGAGGGGAGCAGAGAGAGGGAGGAGAGAAGAGAAAAACAGCAGGAGGAGGGUGAAAUCUAACCAGACUAUGUUGAGGAGCCACAGGCUGCGCACAGCACGUUGCUCUGGAGUUUGAAAGGAUGAAAGGGGAAAGAUUGAGAUUAUUGCUGCAGAGAUUUCGGAGGUGAGGGCAAGUGGAAACUUAUUGACUUCUUUGGCAUCAAUACUGGGGAGGAGAUGAGAAUAAAGUGAUUUUAAUCCACAGGAGACGCAGGACUGUUACUGUGGAGGAGUGCCGUGCCUUUAAUCCCUCAGAAAAUAGGUCAUUUUCUUAUAGACAAACUUACUUUGAAAUACUUUACCUUUCAAAACCCACAUCGAUUUUUGUGGGAGGGAGAGAUCUGAGGAUCGGAUCGGAUUUGAGACUUCGGGGCUUCAAAGACAUCUGCUGCAAUUUUUCUGAGAAAAACAUGCAUACAUAAACCGCAUGCAGACUUACUAUUCAGUGCAAUCUGGAAUCACGAUCCUCAUAGGAGAAGCAUGUCAGCUGUAGUCUCGUGUGUCGCGCUCCGAGGAAUAGUGCUGGGAACAAAUUCACUUCUGGCAUAAAAUGAGAAAUUUAUCACAGCCGAUCAUUCCUGACCCACUCUUUCAGAGAGCAUGUGGCUUAUUUCGCCUUCUCCUCUCGCUUUUGAAGCCGUGAGAAUCUUCUCUGGAAAAUAAGAGCCGGUGGUUGUGCUUACAGACCGGGAGAACUGAAAUAUUUAAGACUCUGGCUGUGAACGAUGCAAUUAACGAUUGAUGAAAACCGAAGCGGCUGUGAUCAGUAUGCAUGGGUUGCCUACGUUCACUUGGAGAACUGUGGGAGUGAGUUAAGGCGAGAGGACUAAUGACUGACAACGGAAACAGGUUUGCUGUGAGGUACUACGGAGUACAUCCUGUGCAUUAGCUUGUUUGCUUCUGGCUGAAUUUAGAAACAGCAAGUGUGGCUCAUUCUUGAUCUUUUUCUCUUGCUUCCUCAUUAUUUCUUCCUCCCAUCACGCCUCAGUUCGAGGAACAGGUUGCUGUUCUAUUAAGCAGAUCUAGAUUUAACUAUUGUUUCCAGGACUGCUGUGCCUUUGGGUUGAACAGUUAAGGCAACUCAUAUGGGUCUACAAAACUGUUUUUGAUUGAGCAUUCAGCCACCCAUUAUUUUUAUCUUGUUUCUCAUAAGCAACAUGGUCCCACCGCCCCCUUCCAACAAGCCACACGUUUGCCUUUCGUGUGUGCUUAUCAUGAGUAGCAUGGCGCUGCUGGACGCCUACCUUGUGGAGCAGAAUCAAGGUCCACGGAAGGUGGGUGUCUGCAUCAUGGUGAUGGUAGGGGACGUGUGUUUCCUCAUCGUGCUGCGGUACAUUGCGGUAUGGGUCGGCGCCGAAGUACGAACUGCUAAACGUGGCUACGCCAUGAUCCUCUGGUUCUUCUACGUCUUUGUGCUGGAGAUCAAGGUAUACUUUGUAUACCAGAACUACAAGGCAGAAGGCGAAAGAGCGGACACUCUUACCUGCAAGGCUUUGACAGUGCUGCUUUCCGUGUUUGUGCCGGGACUUUAUGUUACGUUGGCAGCCAUCGACCACAUGGAAUACGUUCGUCCGCUCAAGAAGAGGGAGGAGUUGAGAAGUCGGCUGUUCUGGGUUGUGGUGGAUCUUCUCGACAUCUUGGACAUUCAGGCCAGCCUAUGGGAGCCUCAGAGAAAAGGGCUCCCUCUAUGGGUGGAGGGCCUUACUUUUUUCUACUGCUACAUACUACUUCUGAUACUGCCGUGUGUGUCGCUAAGUGAAAUUAGCAUGCAAGGUGUGAACAUUGUACCGCACAAGAUGUUGUUGUAUCCCAUUCUCAGUUUGGUCGCCAUCAACUUUAUUACGAUUUUUAUACGGGGAGGAAAUAUGGUGUUUUAUAGGGACAUCCGAGUGUCUGGAAUACUCAUGGGUAAGAACGUCCUCGCCAUUGUCCUGAAAACCUGCAGCUUCGUGCAGUACCGGAGACACCUGCAGGAGGCACCAACACCCGCUCUCGCUCCGGAACUACAGAGGGACACAGUGCCACAAAGUUCUCGAGGGGCAGUGCCAGUCGUAAUGCCCAUGUCUGUCACCAUGCCAACUCCGCAGGUAGUCAUACAAGAUCUCACCACACUUCCAGAAGAGCCCGAACUUGAGGAAACAUGACAAAAGGGGGAGUGAGAAGACUUUGCACUGAGGAUACUUGGAUGCACAACAUGAACUGCUAUGAUAUUUUUUUUUGUCCUAAUGUUAAUCUGAGUGUACACUGUAUGAUUUACUACUUUAAUGUUUCUUAUCAGAUUGUAUGAUUGGAUACAUGCCGUAAUGUUCUACACCAGGGGUCUUGCAGAGUUCAGUUCCAACCCUGAUCAAACACACCUGUCUGUAAAUAUCAAGUGCUCCUUCAGAUCCUAAUUAGUUGGUUCAGUUGAGUUUGUUCAGAGCUAAACUCUGCAGGAAGGUAGAUCUCCAGGAACAGGGUUGGGCACCGCUGUUCUACACAGACCAGGCCAGACAUUUUGACUGCAUUGACCGGGCAUUUUAAAGCACCACUUAAUCAUUUUCUUCAAUUUUUGUCUUUUUUCCCCCCUGUAGAAAUAUUUAAACAUCCUUAAAACAAGACAAAAUUAACUAUUGUUAUAUUUAGAAUAUUAAUCUUUCCACACUGGUAAAUUACUUUUUCUUGUUUGAAAUGUAAACCUAACUACAUUUGGUAAGAUUUAUGCUUUAAAACAGACAAUAUUUGUAGAGGGGUUAAUGUCAAAUAAAUGUAAUUAAUAAGACAAAAUACUGAUUAAAAUAUUUUUGCAGUGCUAACCACAAAUUUUGCCUUGAAGAUGAAAAAAGACUGUGAAUUUCUGACAACAAAAAAGUGGCAAAAUUCAUUGAGUGUGCACCCAGUUUUAGUGAAAUAAUUGUUUGUGGAAUGGAGACACAAGGCAGCUGUGGAUCUGGGGUCCAUUCAUUUCCAGAAAAAGUCUUUAAUUCUGGAAUGUCGUAGUUUAUGAACAUCAUUAAUUAACAAGAGGAAUGCCAAGCAAAUCACACUUGAAAGAACUCUCAGUGACCCGAUGAUUGUACAAUCACAGACAGCUGCGAAUAUAUCAUCUAUUUUCGUUUUUCCUGGUGGGUGUUAUAAAUGUGGUGCAUCAUGUUUUUUGAAGUAAAAUCAUCUUAUUUUUACAGUCCUUUAAUAAUGGUGAAAAGUUGUGUUUUGGAACAUCUCAUACUAUAAGUCAUUUCUGUUAUCUCAUUACAAAGUGAAUGAUUUAUAUUUGAUGGAAUUAUGCUUCAUAUAUAUUCUUUGUUUUGAUGUUUUAUGAGAACCAAAUGAAUGAUAUUUUG
Onychostoma macrolepis is the source of this 3585-nucleotide messenger RNA. RefSeq names its product transmembrane protein 264 (gene tmem264). The record is from RefSeq and is a predicted model, not a curated record. The transcript has 2 exons. Lineage: Eukaryota; Metazoa; Chordata; Actinopteri; Cypriniformes; Cyprinidae. The coding region runs from base 1420 to 2406 and encodes 328 amino acids.